CCCGGACUCCCCCGCUUCCAGGCGGUGCCGCCGAGAAGGCUCCGGGAGGGGACGGCUGGGGGCGUCGCCGCCCCCCUCCCACGUCGGAGGCGCCCUGGGCUGGGGGGUGGGCCAGCUCCCGGGGCGCCCGCGUCCCCGCUCGGCACAGGCCCGCGGGGCGCCCGGCCGGAUGGGCUGCACUGUGAGCUUGGUGUGCUGCGAGGCGCUGGAGCCCGGGCCCCCCUGCGGCCCCCAACCCCCGGGGAGCCCCCCGGGAAGCCCCCCGGGACCGGCGCUGGGCCAAUGCUGGGAGCCCGGGGGUUUGGUCCGCGCCGAGAGCAGGCGGCUCCUGCCUCAGCCAGAGGAUCUGGAGGCCCCCAAGACUCACCACUUCAAGGUGAAGACCUUCAAGAAGGUGAAGCCCUGUGGAAUCUGCCGGCAAGUCAUCACCCGGGAGGGUUGCACCUGCAAAGUCUGCAGCUUCUCCUGUCAUCGGAAAUGCCAGGCCAAGGUGGCUGCCCCCUGCAUUCCUCCAUCCAACCAUGAAUUGGUGCCUGUCAACACGGAGAGUGCACCAAAGAAUGUAGUGGACACGGGAGAAGGAACCUUCCGGGGUGGGAACACUCGGAAAAGCCUUGAGGAAGACGGCUCCAUCAGAGUCACCCCGAGUGUCCAGCCCCCUCCCCAGCCCGUCAGUCUUCCCAGAAACAUGAGUGUGAGCCAGACCAUGGAGGACAGCUGUGAGCUGGACCUGGUGUACGUCACAGAGAGGAUCAUCGCCGUCUCCUUCCCCAGCACAGCCAACGAGGAGAAUUUCCGGAGCAACCUCCGUGAGGUGGCCCAGAUGCUCAAGUCCAAGCAUGGGGGCAACUACCUGCUUUUCAACCUCUCUGAGCGGAGACCUGACAUCACGAAGCUCCACGCCAAGGUACUGGAAUUUGGCUGGCCUGACCUCCACACCCCAGCCCUGGAGAAGAUCUGCAGUGUCUGCAAGGCUAUGGACACUUGGCUCAACGCAGACCCCCACAAUGUCGUCGUUCUACACAACAAGGGAAACCGAGGCAGGAUAGGAGUGGUCAUCGCUGCUUACAUGCACUACAGCAACAUUUCGGCCAGCGCCGACCAGGCACUGGACCGGUUUGCAAUGAAGCGGUUCUAUGAGGAUAAGAUUGUACCCAUUGGCCAGCCGUCCCAGAGAAGGUACGUGCAUUACUUCAGCGGCCUGCUCUCUGGCACCAUCAAAAUGAACAACAAGCCCUUGUUUCUGCACCAUGUGAUCAUGCAUGGCAUCCCCAACUUCGAGUCUAAAGGAGGGUGUCGGCCAUUUCUCCGGAUCUACCAGGCCAUGCAACCUGUUUACACAUCUGGCAUCUACAACGUCCAAGGAGACAGCCAGACCAGCAUCUGCAUCACCAUCGAGCCUGGGCUGCUCUUGAAGGGAGACAUCUUGCUGAAGUGCUACCACAAGAAGUUCCGGAGCCCAGCCCGCGAUGUCAUCUUCCGUGUGCAGUUCCACACCUGCGCCAUCCAUGACCUGGGGGUUGUGUUUGGGAAGGAGGACCUUGAUGAAGCCUUCAAAGAUGAUCGAUUUCCAGAAUACGGCAAGGUGGAAUUUGUAUUUUCUUAUGGGCCAGAGAAAAUUCAAGGCAUGGAACACCUGGAGAACGGGCCGAGCGUGUCAGUGGACUACAACACCUCUGACCCCCUCAUCCGCUGGGAUUCCUACGACAACUUUAAUGGGCAUCGCGAUGACGGCAUGGAGGAGGUUGUGGGACACACGCAGGGGCCACUGGAUGGGAGCCUGUAUGCCAAGGUGAAGAAGAAGGACUCCCUGAAUGGCAGCACUGGGGCUGUCAAUGCCACACGUCCUGCUCUGUCGGCCACUCCCAACCACGUGGAACACACCCUGUCCGUGAGCAGUGACUCCGGCAACUCCACAGCCUCCACCAAGACAGACAAGACUGAUGAGCCUGCCCCCGGCCCCUCCAGUGCCCCUGUUGCCCUGAGUCCUGAGGAGAAGCGCGAGCUGGACCGCCUGCUCAGUGGCUUCGGCUUAGAACGAGAGAAGCCAGGCAAUAUGUACCACACCCAACACCUCCGGUCCCGCCUGGCGGGGGGCCCUGCUGUGCCCUCUGCCAGCCGUCAUGUUGUCCCAGCCCAGGUUCACGUCAACGGUGGGGCCUUGGCAUCUGAGCGGGAGACAGACAUUCUGGACGAUGAACUGCCCAACCAGGACGGGCACAGCGUGGGCAGCAUGGGCACAUUGUCUUCCCUGGACGGGAUCACCAACACCAGUGAGGGGGGCUACCCAGAGGCGCUGUCCCCCUUGACCAAUGGCCUGGACAAGCCCUACGCCGUGGAACCUAUGGUGAAUGGUGGGGGCUACCCCUAUGAGUCUGCCAGCCGGGCAGUGCCUGCCCAUGCGGGCCACCUGGCCCCCAUGCGACCCUCCUACUCUGCACAGGAGGGUUUAGCUGGCUACCAGCGGGAGGGCCCCCACCCCGCCUGGUCACAGCAAGUGAGCACCUCCCACUAUGAUCAUGACCCCAGCAGUAUGUUCCGCUCUCAGUCCUUCCCGGACACUGAGCCCCAGCUGCCCCCAGCUCCAGCCCGGGGGGGAAGCAGUCGGGAGGCUGUGCAGAGGGGCCUCAAUUCCUGGCAGCAACAGCAGCAGCAGCAGCAGCCUCACCCGCCUCCUCGUCAGCAGGAAAGAGCCCACUUGGAGAGUGUCCGGCCCAGCAGGCCCGGCCCCCAGCCAUUGGCAGAGACACCCACGCCUGGCCUCCCUGAGUUCCCGAGGGCAGCCUCCCAGCAGGAGAUCGAGCAGUCCAUUGAAGCCCUCAACAUGCUGAUGCUGGACCUAGAGCCAUCCUCGGCUGCCGCUCCGCUGCACAAAUCCCAGAGUGUCCCUGGGGCCUGGCCUGGGGCCUCCCCACUCUCCUCUCAGCCUCUUUCCGGCUCCUCCUAUCAGACCCAUCCACUGACCCAGUCCAGAUCUGGCUACAUCCCCAGUGGGCAUUCCUUGGGAACCCCUGAGCCAGCCCCACGAACCUCCCUGGAGUCCAUCCCUCAGGGCAGGUCUUACUCACCUUAUGAUUAUCAGGCAUGCCCGGCUGGGCCCAACCAGAGUUACCGUCCAAAGAGCCCAGCUUCCUCCUCUUCCUUGCCUGCUUUCCUUCCAACCAACCACAGCCCUCCAGGGCCUCAGCAGCCCCCCACCUCUCUCCCUGGCCUCGCCGCUCAGCCUCAGCUCCCACCAAAGGAGGUGACUUCAGACCCAUCCCGGACUCCGGAGGAGGAGCCCUUGAACCUGGAGGGGCUGGUGGCCCACCGGGUUGCAGCGUAUAACGCCAGAUUGCAGGGUCUUGGGCUAAGUGUCAGCUACCGGCACCCUCCUCUCCACCGGCUCCGAUCCUCCUCCCUCUCUGGGGUGCAGGCUCGGGAGAAGCAGCCUGCAGAGCCCCCAGCCCCUCUCCGGAGGCGGGCAGCCAGCGAUGGACAGUAUGAAAACCAGUCUCCAGAACCCUCAUCCCCCCGGAGUCCUGGGGUGCGCUCCCCAGUCCAGUGUGUAUCCCCGGAGCUGGCUCUCACAAUUGCUCUCAAUCCUGGAGGGCGGCCCAAAGAGCCCCACUUGCACAGCUACAAAGAGGCCUUCGAGGAGAUGGAGGGAACCGCUCCAUCCAGUCCACCGCCCAGUGGGGUGCGCUCCCCUCCAGGUCUGGCCAAGACACCCCUGUCUGCUCUGGGCCUGAAACCCCACAACCCAGCAGAUAUCCUGUUGCAUCCCAAGGGCGUCACCAGAAGACUGAUCCUGCCAGGUAGGAGCGCAAUGGCAUGUGUGUGUGACCCACAGAUACACAGCCUGGCACAGCCUCCCACUCAGGAGGUUCUGCAUGGCCAGGGACACAGUCACAGGAGAAGAGGAGAGGAGGAUGGGGGGCAGGAGGUGAUGGAGCCGUCAGGAGAGCCCCGGAGCUACGUCGAGUCGGUGGUGCGGACGGCAGUGGCUGGGCCCCGAUCUCAGGACCCUGAGCCCAAGAGCUUUAGCGCCCCAGCUGCCCAGGCCUAUGGCCACGACACACCCCUGAGGAACGGGACCCUGGGCGGCUCCUUUGUCUCCCCUAGCCCCCUCUCCACCAGCAGCCCCAUCCUCAGCGCUGACAGCACUUCGGUGGGGAGUUUCCCAUCGGGGGAGAGCAGUGACCAGGGCCCCCGGACACCCACCCAGCCUCUGCUGGAUUCUGGCUUCCGCUCUGGCAGCCUGGGCCAGCCCAGCCCUUCGGCUCAGAGAAGCUACCAGAGUUCUUCUCCUCUUCCAACCGUGGGCAGCAGCUACAGCAGCCCCGACUACUCACUUCAGCAGUUCAGCUCCCCAGAAAGCCAGGCCCGGCCUCAGUUCAAUGCGGCUGGUGUCCACGCGGUCCCUGGGAGCCCUCAAGCACGCCACAGGACAGUGGGCACCAACACUCCCUCCAGUCCCGGCUUUGGCCGCCGAGCUGUCAACCCUGGCAUGGCUGCCCCCAGCAGCCCCAGUUUGAGCCAUCGCCAGGUGAUGGGCCCGCCAGCAACUGGUUUCCAUGGCAAUGUGGUUUCCAGCCCCCAGAGCAGUGCAGUGACCACUCCAGGAAGCCCCAGCCUGGGCCGGCACCCUGGGGCCCACCAGGCCUCAGGCCUCCAUGGCAGUGUGGCUGUCACUCCAGGGAGCCCCAGCCGCGGCCAGCAGCCGGGGGCCCUCCAGGCCUCAGGCCUCCCUGGUAAUGUGGCCACCACUCCAGGGAGCCCCAGCCUGGGCCGGCAUCCUGGAGCCCACCAGGGCAACUUGGCCUCCAAUCUCCAUGGCAACACAAUAUCCAGCCCCGGAAGCCCCAUCCUGGGCCGUCAUCUCGGAGCAUCUGGAUCCGUGGUUCCUGGCAGCCCCAGCUUAGAUCGGCACGUGGCCUAUGGCGGCUACUCCACCCCUGAGGACCGGAGACCCACGCUGUCCCGGCAGAGCAGUGCCUCUGGUUACCAGGCUCCUUCCACGCCCUCCUUCCCCGUGUCUCCUGCCUACUACCCGGGCCUGAGCAGCCCCGCCACCUCCCCUUCGCCAGAUUCAGCAGCCUUCCGGCAAGGGAGUCCAACACCGGCCUUGCCAGAGAAGUGGAGGAUGUCCAUGGGAGACCGAGUGGGCAGCCUCCCCAACUAUGCCACCAUCAAUGGGAAGGUGUCGUCCUCACCUGUCGCCAGUGGCAUGUCCAGUCCCAGUGGAGGCAGCACUGUCUCCUUCUCGCACACUCUGCCUGACUUCUCCAAGUACUCCAUGCCAGACAACAGCCCAGAGACCAGGGCUAAAGUAAAAUUUGUCCAGGACACUUCCAAGUAUUGGUACAAACCUGAGAUCUCCAGAGAACAGGCCAUCGCUCUGCUGAAGGACCAGGAGCCCGGGGCCUUCAUCAUCCGUGACAGCCACUCUUUCCGAGGAGCCUAUGGGCUGGCCAUGAAGGUGUCUUCUCCCCCACCGACCAUCAUGCAGCAGAAUAAGAAAGGGGACAUGACCCAUGAGCUGGUGAGACAUUUCCUGAUAGAGACCGGCCCCCGAGGAGUCAAGCUUAAGGGCUGCCCCAACGAGCCAAACUUUGGAUCUCUCUCUGCCCUGGUCUACCAGCACUCCAUCAUCCCGCUGGCCCUGCCCUGUAAGCUGGUCAUUCCAAACCGAGAUCCCACAGAUGACUCGAAAGAUAGCUCGGGCCCUGCCAACUCAACCACCGACCUGCUAAAGCAAGGAGCAGCCUGCAACGUGCUCUUCGUCAACUCCGUGGACAUGGAGUCGCUCACUGGGCCACAGGCCAUCUCCAAAGCCACUUCCGAGACACUGGCUGCUGACCCCACGCCAGCUGCCACCAUCGUUCACUUCAAAGUGUCUGCCCAGGGAAUUACACUGACUGACAACCAGAGAAAGCUCUUCUUCAGACGACACUACCCUCUCAACACCGUCACCUUCUGUGAUCUGGAUCCACAGGAGAGAAAGUGGAUGAAGACGGAGGGAGGUGCCCCUGCUAAGCUCUUCGGCUUUGUGGCCCGGAAGCAGGGCAGCACCACGGACAACGCCUGCCACCUCUUCGCUGAGCUUGAUCCCAACCAGCCUGCCUCCGCCAUUGUCAACUUCGUCUCCAAGGUCAUGCUGAGUGCCGGCCAGAAGAGAUGAACUCUCCCCAUGCCCCGGGCCAGGGCAGUGGGGAUGGGGCAUGUGGGGAGGGGACCCAUGAAUCCUGACCAUCUCUGAAUCCAGAAGGAGGACUUUGGGCCAAUUUUGGAGAAAGAGAGAAGAAAGUGUGACAUGGGGAGAGGGAAGUGAAUUGCGGAGGGGCGGGGGAGAGAGGGAGAGAAAGAAAGAAAAGGAUGGAGGAGGAUAACUCGGAUUCCCUUGGGUAGAUGGCUACUGCGCAACCCCCAAAGUCUCCAAAACAAAGCAGGUCCACCUAACUCCCUCUCACCCUCACAGGAGGCAAAGCUGGCCUCCUUGGGGACUCAUAUUUUGGGGGGAAAUGGGAAAGUGUCUCCAUAGCCCAACUGCUUUGCAAGGAGAAGUCAAGUCAAGAGAAUCUUUUUCUGGCCCCCACUAGGGUACAUUGUCAAACCAAAAGGAGCCAGCAUGGGACAUCACGUGGAAGAACUUUUGCUUUGAAAGUAUCUCAGACCCGAGAUACCUAAGGCCUCUCUGCUCUGCCUCUGAUGUACAGUUUGUGUGGGAAUGUAUGUGGGGUUGUGUAUAUAUCUGCUCCCACAUCCUCACACUCAGAUUUAUAUUCGACUCUCGGCUAGAAUUGUAAACAGGUGUACUUGUCCAUGUUCCACAUUUGCACACAUGUGCAUACUGUCCAGAGGUCAGAGUUGGGGCGACCCAGCAUCAGGGAGGGGAUGCCAGCCUUCUUCCCCAGGAGCACCCAGAAAUAUGGGUAACAGGGUCUGACUUGGUCCCCCCCGCACCUGCGCUCUAGUGGCCCAGCGUGCCGCCGGCGCCUUCUCCUUGGCAAAGACCCCGGCAGGAGUGGUGGGACCAUUGGUUGGAGGAGAUGGAGACGUGCAUUUCCAUAGCCUCGGGGAAGAGACCCAUCAGCCACAGUGGCUUUGACCUCCAGGCAUCUUCCCAGAGUUGUGUGGCAAGGUGGGCAGGCCACUCCCCCCAGCUCUCAGCCCUCAGCCCAUUCUUGGCUGCCAAGACCACACCAGCCUUAUCUCAGACCGGCUUAUCUGCAUGAUGUCUUCUUGGGUGCUGGGGAUUGAGCCUUCUGAUCUGCCCAGCUCUGUUCUGUCCUGCAGGUCCCCCUGUUGGGCUCAUCCUGGGGAACCUGCUUGCAAGAGCCCUGCUCAGCAAGGCCCAGGGGAUGCCUGGGGUCCUGUCCUCCCCUCUGCCGGGGUUUGGGGCCUGACUUCUGCUGGGCUGUCCAGGUGACUCAGCAGUGCUCUGGGCUGCUGCCUAUAUACCACAUGGCCUAUGUACAAUACCAAAGCCUUGCUGUUCCCACUUCUGCCUUGGUUUCCCCAGCAGAAACAAGCUGCCGGGAGCAGAGGGCCUAGAAUCUGCCUGGGCAAUUGGGAACCCCCUGACCUCCACCCAAGUACUCUCAGCUGGAAUGGAAAAGUCACCAGGACUCCAUUCUCGAGGGGCUUCUUAAGCCUCUGGGGGUCCCUUGGAGAGAGGCAUUGUACUGAUAUAUAAAUAUAUAUAAUAUAUAUGUGAGACAUACUGACAGAAUCUGUAAGCUAAUAAAAUAUAAGAAAAGGUUAAAAAAAGAAUAGGUAAAUUGACAAGAGGUAUUUAUUGUUUUCCCAUAUUGCUUUAUUGCCUCCCUGGGCAAAAACCAAUUCCCAUCCCUCUUUCUAUAUAUAAGAGAAGCCUGAAAUGUAGGGGCCUUUAUCCUUGGAGCAAUCAGGGGUCUCCUUGCCCUGGCCUUGGCCUUCCCUAGACUUCGUCGGGGGCUCAGCAGGGAGGGGUGCACGUGUUCCAUCUCCUUUGGCCCCCUCUUUUCUGGCAAGCCUAGGCCUUGGCCAUCAGGCCCCGAGAGGAGCCCCCUCACCAGGGCUGGAGCGGGUGUGUGAGCCAGCGGGGGACAUGGGUGAGUGUGGUGGGCAUGGGGAGUGUGUGCGUCUUUUGUAUUUUUUCUCCUCCAAGAAGCUGUAUCUGUGUGGACAUACUGUUUCAGGGAGUUAGAAAGGAGAGUGUCUAAUGAAGACGGGGAGCAGUCCCCCGCUUCCCAAAGAUUGAAACCUUGUGCUUGGUGACUAAGGUUCUUCCAAAGUGCUCUUCCUUCUGAGGCAUUCAAGCCAGAUCCUGGGGUUCCUUCUCCCCCUUCCCCACCUCCCCCUCUCUCUUCCAGAGGAGAGAUUCCACCCCUUCCUUUGUCAAUAUCUAACCUCCCACUGGACAGCCCGGGACUCUCCUCCUGGUCUGGACGUCCUCUCCACCUUGAGGCCAGCGGAGGGUUAGACCAUCAGGCAGAUCCGGGCCCAGGGUCAGCCUUCUCACAUGCUUGCCCACCGCCCACCGCAGCCCACCUCCCGGGCCUGAGCUGAGGGUGACCCCACAAGCAGGACCUAGGGGUGCUGGGGAGCUGAUUUUCUCCCUCUCUGGGUCACUCUGGAGGGAGCUGGUUUCCUAGAGUUUGGCUUUUCCAGAGGAAUGGGGAAGGCACCUCAGACUCCACGAGGUCCCCCCUUUGGGUCAGACACUGGCUGGGAAGACACUGUAGUCCUCCCAUCUCACAGGUUGGGCCCGUGCACCCAUGCGCACAAGUGCACACACACACACACACACACACACACACACACACACCCCGCAGCACUGCAGUAUAUUCUUGCCAAAGAUGUCCUUUAAAAGAAAGCACUUUUAAUAAUUAUUGUUAUUAUCGUGUAAAUGUUUAUCCUUUUCUCUCCUCCCCCUCCCUCGACAUAUUUGCUGUUGUUUAGUGUUGAACCCGUUUGUCAGCCAGGAGAGUGCUGUCUGGUCUUGAAAGUAGGCUGGGGCGUGGGGUGGGGCGGGUCCGGGAGAGGCAUGGUCAGCGUGUGACUCAGCCACACAGCCCCAGGCGGGCUCAGCCGGGCCCCAGGCCCCCCCUGCUUCUGGCUGUUGUCCAGCCAGGCCUCUGAGGGAGGCAGGGAGGCAGGCCCAGUGCCUCCACGUGGCUCUUCCCAGGUGGAAGGAGAGGGGAGGACCGGGAAUGGGAACAAUGGAGAGCAGACCUCAGAGGGGAAAUAGAGAGGAAGUGAGCUGUUUGAUCAGCCUCCAAGGUGACUGGCAUCCCCUCCCCUGAGGUCAUGUGUUCUGGCUCCCUUGUCUAGCCAGUGUUUAUCCUGGGUUUGGGAAAGGCCUUGACCUGGUCCUCAUGGCAGCCUUUCCUGCAGCCGCUCCGAGCUCGUGGACGGCCAGGAUCACUCCUGCACUGGGAGUCCCUGGGUGUGUCAGAAGCUGGCAGGACAGGGUGAUGGGCUUGGUGGCUGUGCCACCAGAAGAGGAGGAAGCUGGCUGAAUGAGUGUGGCCCUUCCAUGAAGGGGCUCCCAGGAGGGAGAUGAGUGGGGCGUUCUCCCUCAGAUGGGCAUGAGCAGAGAUGGGCAGACUCCUCACAGGUGGGACAACACCUAUGCUCUGAAGUGCACUGCCACCCUGCCCCGGGGUCUCCUCCCUUUGUUCCCAGCUUCAGAAGCUGGGGAGAUCAAGGGGGCCAAUGCCCAAGUCCAAGGGCAGCCUCUGCCCCUGCGUCUCCCCACACUCGGGGUCCUUGGAGAGGUCAGAGGCCGGGCCCUGGAGCCACUCUUCACUCAGGGCCAGGCCCCGGAAUCUCGAGACCAGAGUCCCCUGGCAGUGGUAACACAGGAUGUGUGUGCGCGUGCGUGCAAGUGCGGGUGUAUGUGUGUGCAUAGUUUGCGCAUCUCUCUAGGGAUCUUCAGGGUUGGGUUGGAGGAGGUGGGCAAUAGGAGGAUGUCAAGUUCAGUAUCAUCGGGCGGAAGGAAUCAGGAGGCGAGGCCUGUAGGGCCCUGACGGGUGGAAUCUCAGUGUUGGUGAUGGGGUGGGCUCUGCGGCCCUCAGAUGACCCAAAUGUUGGAGGACCUGUGCUUAUUUCCCACGCCUGGCUCUUCCCAGCGGUGAGGCGGUUGUAGAGGGAUGUCCCAAAUUGGGUUUCUAAUCAGUGUUAAGCAGUUGAGACUCUCCUGUGUCCGUGUUGGGUUUGUGUGUGUGUGUGCGGAGCACAUCAGUGUCUGCAUGCGUCUCCCUGUUUCUCCCCUCCCUCUGAUGUGUCAUUCAAAACAAAUGUAAGGAGUUCCUCACCCCCACCCCCUACCCCACCUCCCCUGCCUUCCAGGCCUUCCCUCUGCAGGAAAACCAGAAUAACCCGCCCUCCUCCCGUGCCCUGACUGUGUAUUUAUAUAGAUGGAAAUAUACUUUCUAUUUUGUAUCAUUGUGCCUAUAGCCUCGGCUGCCUUGUAUAAACCCUGAUAUGCUACUUACCCUGGACAUGAAUGUGUUGUACACCGAGGCUGCCUGCUCCUGUCGGCGGCUUUGUUUCCUUGCGAUCCAUUGUAUGGCUUUAUAAAUGAUAAAGUGAAAGAAAACCUGG
This is a messenger RNA of Myotis myotis, 10572 nucleotides long. RefSeq names its product tensin 1 (gene TNS1). Bases 170 to 6163 code for a protein of 1997 amino acids. The transcript is spliced from 36 exons. The record is from RefSeq and is a predicted model, not a curated record. Gene Ontology annotation, biological process: fibroblast migration. Gene Ontology annotation, molecular function: protein binding. NCBI's taxonomy places the organism in Eukaryota, Metazoa, Chordata, Mammalia, Chiroptera, Vespertilionidae.